AUGGAGAGGUUAUACACUCUCGCUGCUGCCAAGAAGUGCUUGGCGGAUUUGGAGUACUCACUCAAUGUGGUGCCUGAGGAGGAGGACCCCAAGGCUGCCCGCAAGGGCGCCACCAUCACCACUGAUGACCUAGCCGAUGGUCUGGCGAAGAAAUUGUCCGUGCAGCUGCUGGACACCGCCAGGAUCUCGUCUGUGCGCGCUGAUGAGCAGCAGCCAGGGACGAGAGGGCGGCCCAGGGCGCGAUCCCUCGAUGAGGGCUGCUGCCUUCAUGCAC
This is a messenger RNA of Vitrella brassicaformis, 274 nucleotides long. Lineage: Eukaryota; Vitrellaceae. The record is from the annotation of a GenBank genome assembly.